AUGAGUGCCCCAAUAAUCGCUCAGCCAGUUGUGGUAUCGCUGGCUGACUUGCAAAAUGGGAAUGUGCCUUUUGAGAGACUCGUCGAGGCUUUUGGGCCGGAUUCUCUUGGAAUCUUGGUUGUCAAGAAUGUCCCACCAGAGUUUCCCGAGCUGAGACGCCAAGCACUUUCAUAUGCCUCGUAUCUAGGAAACUUGCCGGAGAACGAGCUUGACAAGGUCGAGAAUCCUGCCGCCAAGUAUUUGACAGGCUGGUCGUUGGGAAAGGAACAACUCAAGGAUGGACAAGUAGAUACAUUCAAAGGCUCUUUCUACGCCAACUGCGCCUUCUAUACCGACCCAACAUUAGAUGCCGCAAAGCCAACGCCUGAUUUCUCAACCGAGAAUUUCCCGGAAUAUCUGUCGCCAAACAUCUGGCCCGAAGAAAAGGUCCUUCCAGGCUUCAAACGCAGCUUGGAGGAUCUAUGCAGGCUAUUGAUCGACACAGCUGUGCUUGUUGCACGAGCGUGCGAUCAAUACGCGGAACGGGAAAUCGAGGGAUACACAAAGGGCUACGUUGAGCACGUCGUCAGCACGAGCAACACCACCAAAGCCAGGUUGCUGCACUACUACCCGCAAUCCCAGGAGGGUUCAAGUGAAAACGAGGACGACUGGUGCGGCGUACACCUCGAUCACUCAGUUUUGACAGCCUUGACAUCUGCCAUGUUUGUCGAUGAGCACAAAACUUCAUCAGGUUCAGUGUCACGCGCGAAGGAUGCCACAGGGCUCUCUCCGCUCGAGGAAAUGGCAGGAAGCCCCGACCCCCUGGCUGGACUUUACAUCAAGUCUCGGACAGGGGACACUGUGCAGGUGAAGAUACCUAGGGAUUGCAUUGCUUUCCAGACGGGCGAGGCACUUGAACGGAUCACAAAAGGCAAGUUCAAGGCUGUGCCGCACUUUGUGAGAGGAGUUAGGCCUUCUAUGAGUAAUGGCCGGGUUGCAAGGAACACUCUGGCGGUGUUUACUCAGCCGAAUCUUGGCGAGGAGGUUGACUCAGAGCAGCAUAUCACAUUCGGAGAAUUUGCCAGGGGCGUUGUGAGCAAGAAUACCGUUGAGGCGUGA
This is a messenger RNA of Colletotrichum acutatum, 1098 nucleotides long. RefSeq lists its product as uncharacterized. The coding region runs from base 1 to 1098 and encodes 365 amino acids. NCBI's taxonomy places the organism in Eukaryota, Fungi, Ascomycota, Sordariomycetes, Glomerellales, Glomerellaceae. The record is from RefSeq and is a predicted model, not a curated record. The transcript has 3 exons.